AUGCAUUCUCUUGCGGAUUUGGGAGUCAUGGACCACAUGAGCAGGUCGGAUGAUGACAUGGAUGACAACUCGUCAACAUGUUCCUACUACUCUCUUUCAGACGUAGAGGACAUCUCCUUCAAGAAGAUCCCUGCACAUGAGGUCCGAAAGCAAAGCGAGCAGGUCCCUGAGUUCAGCCAUCUCUCUACAUACCCUCAUACCUUCUACAACAACGAGGCACUACCGCUCAAGGUAGCCGGCCCGUGGAUCGAGUAUCCUCUCUGCCUUAAAGGCCAAUACAGACAGUGCAUGGAGCCAGGACCAGCACGAGUCAUUAUUAAUCCGUCUGUCCCUGAUGGACAUGACGUUAUUUAUCAUCCCACCAAGCGUGAUGGGAGAUUUCUUCAGGCGAAGUACCGACCUAAAGGGUACAGAGCAAAGAUCUCUGGAUGUACGGCUAUGCCGACUAUACCCUCACCCCCAUCUUCACCUCUCCCAUCACCAUCUCUUCCUUUCUCGCCAUCUCCUCUUCUCUCUUUCUCUCCGCCUGCUAGUACAGGCUUUUACGGGGCAUCUCAAGGGUUGAUCCCGAUUACACCUGAGCAAGCGUUUGCCUUGAUGGCGCAGCAGCAGCAACAACAAUUUGCAUUGCAGCAACAGAGCCUAAUGGCCAGUUACAUGUACCCACCAGUUAUGGGCUACAAUGGAGUUAUCCGCGGUCAGUCUUUGUUGUUUUCUUGA
Fusarium subglutinans is the source of this 720-nucleotide messenger RNA. Its product is annotated as extracellular guanyl-specific ribonuclease Fl2. The record is from RefSeq and is a predicted model, not a curated record. Gene Ontology annotation, molecular function: RNA binding; RNA nuclease activity. NCBI's taxonomy places the organism in Eukaryota, Fungi, Ascomycota, Sordariomycetes, Hypocreales, Nectriaceae. The transcript has a single exon. Bases 1 to 720 code for a protein of 239 amino acids.